Molecule: messenger RNA, 2499 nt
Organism: Cyphellophora europaea CBS 101466
Lineage: Eukaryota; Fungi; Ascomycota; Eurotiomycetes; Chaetothyriales; Cyphellophoraceae
Exons: 1
Coding region: 1-2499 (832 amino acids)
Source: RefSeq, a predicted model, not a curated record
AUGAAUGGCAUGGACGACGGCGGAGACGUGCACAACUUCUCGGACGCAGACGAUGACUUUGACUUUGGAAAUCUCCCAGACGACGCGCUUCGGGAACUCGAACACAAUGCCAUACUCUCGACACAGCAACAGGCUGCAACUGGCCGACUCCCCCACAAGACCAAAUUCGAGUCCAACCCUCGUCAAUCCAAUGCUAAUCGCCCGAACGUGCUGCCUCACCUGCAGAAAGCACUGAAUGAAAGUUAUGAGAUUGACAGUUUCGAGACGAUUGGAGAGGAAAGAGUGCCGACUCCGAUCGAGGAGGUCCGCUCUUUCAUACCACAGAACCACAAGCCUCCCAGUGAGGUGACCCAGAGAGAGCAAUGGCGGCAGAACAGAUUUGGAAAAUCUCAUCCCAAUCCCCAGUUUCGGCCACAUGCUCCUACGAGACAUCAGUAUGGUCAGGGUCAACAGCCCGUGGCGCCUCUGCCUUCGCAGCGAGGCGCCAACAGUCUCAGUCGCACUUUUGGCGCCACCCAAGGUACACAAGGCACCGCCCAUCCUGACCUCGAUCUGUCGACAACGAUGCCAAAUGCCGAUCGCGAUGCACUCUCAGCACGCAUCGCUGAACUGCUCAAGGAGCGCGACAGCCUCUUCACGGAGCUCAAACAAGCAAAGGAUGAUAUUAUGACCCACAAGGGCGAGAUUUUCAUCAUCAGAGAGAACAAAGACAAGGAAACCAAGGUCUACGAUAGGCAGUUGGCAGCUAUCAAGAAGUCGAUGCAGGAUGAGUCCGCAAAGCACAAAGCAGCGUUGGACGCACUGUCUUCGAAACAUUCCGCCUUGAUGACCGAGUUCGAUAUGACCAAGGACGACCUGAAAGAGGAGACCCGCAGAACGAAGGCGCUCGAGACGCGAUUGAAGGAUAAAACUGGCCAGAAAGCGAAUAAUACUGAUAUCACACCUCAGAAACACCGUCCAGCUAAUUCCCUCCGUGACGGAUUUGAUGACGAUGAGAUCAUGGUUGUUUCGCCUGCCAAAUCUGCCACAAGACGAUCCAAGCCUUCGACUCCGACCGCAGCGAACAAACGGAAACGAAAAGUGGAUGCCAGCCCUAUCAAGCCUCUCGCAUUGCGGCAGUCGAAUGAAGGCGAACAGCCACCGACCCUCAAAGGUGAGCCCUUGGGAAAAGCGGAUCGUGUUGUCCCCGUUUUCCGCAAAGACAAGCAGGCUGAGCGACAUCUGAAACUUGUUCAACGGAUCUUCAAUUACCAGCUCAAAGCCCGUAAGGAAAGGCUGGUGGAGGCCUUGAUCCAUUACGCUCUCCCGAGUGAGCCUCAGAAAACAUUCUCUACGACGAUGCUCGACUCGGCUGCACGCUUGAGUGGCCCAACGUUGCCAGUAGAUCUUCUCCAGAUCUUCAUCCAGUUAUGGUCCCAGUCCUUGAAAGAGAAAUACUAUGAAUGCGUGCCGAUCUUGAUCGAGGUGGUCGACUACAUGCUCGACAUUCACACGGCCGCGAUUGAGAAAUCCACCAUAACGAAUCUACUGGCGGUGCUUCAGGACUCGGCGACUAUCAAUGGCUCCGCUCGCUUCAAGCACUCGCCUGUGUACCGCGGCAAUUUUGGCCAAUUUCGCCAGACGCCCGUGUCUGCUCUCAAUCCUCUUGUUGAUAGUACAGCUUGUCUUGGUCUACUAUACAAAGUCGCCUGUCUCGCCAUAGACUCGAAGCCCCUAAUUGACCACUUCUGGCGGUCCAUGUCAACCGACUUUGUGUUGAUGAUGCUGAACUCGUGGCAGCCCAUAUCGGACAUCACUCUUAUGCUCCACCUGCUAGCCACGUCUAUCUUUGAGGGGACCUUUGGCAACAUCUGUCCCGAUCCAUCUACGCAGAACACUAUGGAGACGCACAUCAUCAAUCGUGUGUCCUAUCUCUUGUGGGAGACGCCCAAGGUCGAUGAGGGCUUUCCCAAUCCAUCUCGCUCCGAUCUCUGUCGAUUUCGCCUCGAGUCUCUCGGGUUGUUGAGCACGCUGGCAAUCGACUCGUCUAUGCCACCCCACGACGAUCCACACCACCAUGGGUCUGUGCUUCUUGCCUCUCACCCUUCGGCGAUCGCGCGCAUUGUCCGCUCGCUGUACGAUGCGACAGCCAGCCUCUAUCUUCUCACCAGCACUGCUUCGUUAUAUGCUCAGAUCAUCAAUCGCGGUGUCCGGUUGCUGUAUCAUUUGAUGACACAACAUGGCGAGGAGAUUAAUCUGCAAGAGAAGCUGUCUACCGUCAAUGGUGGAGUGCACAAACAUCGAGUUGUGCUGACCAGGCUCGCUUUCAGUGAAGGAUGGCUCAUCGACGCCGAAGUGACGGAUGAGACCUGUGCCAUGGCCACAGCGCUACUUGAGGACAGUGUGACGCCAGAUGAGGCGGAGAUGAUGAUCCAGGCUUUCCCAGGGUUCAGUGGCAGAAAACGCGAGAAAUCGGGCAUAUCAAGUCGCGAUGAGGACGCUAUGGAUAUCGAAGCCUGA